GGAAGUGUCGCAGCGGAGGCUGGGCCGCUUCGCAGGGCGGCGAGGGAAGGUCAAAUGGCGGCUCUGCUGGGCCGGCUGGCUUCUUUAAGUUCCGUGGCCGGCAGGCAACUUUUGCCUGUUCCCACAUUCAGUGCAACUGUGGUGAGAUUUGCAUCCAAAAAAAGUGGAGGCAGCACCAGAAAUCGUGGAGGGAACAGAGCUGGAAAAAGGUACGGCUUCAAAAAAUUUGAUGGACAAUUUGUUCAUGCAGGCAACAUAUUGGCCACUCAGCGUGUGUUUCGGUGGCAUCCGGGAGCUCACGUGGGGAUGGGAUACAACAAAUGGCUGUAUGCUCUUGAAGAUGGAAUUGUGAGGUUCACCAAAGAAAUCUACGUACCGCCUCCCCGUAGCAAGGAAAGCCGAGAAGUGAUCUGCCGGUUGCCCAAAGGAGCUGUGCUGUAUAAAACUUUCAUCAAUGUUGUUCCUACCGAAGAAGUGGGGAGGUUUAAGUUGAUCACCAUGAUCUGAGAGCUAGCGCUGAAUGGCUUUUGGUUAGUCCUCUGCAGCUGGGAACGAAGCAAUAUUUGCAGCAUCUACAGCAUGUCAUAGAGACAUGUUCUUAACACACACCUCUGAUGUGUGCUGCUGAAAUAAAGAUUGAUAAGUGUUUCUUUCCAAAACACAACAGUAAUA
Messenger RNA from Thamnophis elegans (Western terrestrial garter snake), 672 nucleotides. It is a transcript of the gene MRPL27, whose product is annotated as mitochondrial ribosomal protein L27. The record is from RefSeq and is a predicted model, not a curated record. The transcript has 4 exons. Lineage: Eukaryota; Metazoa; Chordata; Lepidosauria; Squamata; Natricidae. The coding region runs from base 55 to 507 and encodes 150 amino acids. Gene Ontology annotation, molecular function: structural constituent of ribosome. Gene Ontology annotation, cellular component: mitochondrial large ribosomal subunit; ribosome. Gene Ontology annotation, biological process: translation.